GUUGUUUGGAUAAUGAUUAGUGAAAGAAUCGGAUUUUGCAAAAUCACUGCCUGAGAAACACAUACACGGAGAGCUGGUUUCUUUCAGUGCUGUGUCCCAUUCUUAAGAUAUGCUGCUUUGUCCUUUCUACACCCUGGUGCUGGCAGUGUCCCUGGUGAAAUCAUCAGAUCCUGAGACAUGCAGGUGUGAAGAGAAAGUCAACAUUUGCACUGUGGUUCCUGGCAUUAAUGGAUUGCCAGGAACCCCAGGGAGCAAUGGCUUGCCAGGAAGAGAUGGGAAGGAAGGACCUCCAGGGCCAAAAGGAGAUUCAGGAUUAAAAGGAAUACAGGGACCUCCGGGAAAAGCUGGACCGCCUGGCUCAAAAGGAGAUGAAGGGCUGAAAGGGGAAAAAGGAGAUCGUGCAGGUAAAGAGCUUGAUGUUCUCAAAACUCAGAUUCGUGAUUUACAGGCAGAACUGAAGGUCCUGAAAGAGACUGCAAGAAAGAAUCAGGAAGAUAUUCAGGAGUCUGCUUUCCCAACCUUCACCAUAAUCGGAACCAAAAAAUUUGCAUCUAAUGGAGGUGAAGCCAACUUUGACACUGCCAAGGCCACCUGCUCCAAAUUUAGAGGAAAACUGGCUUCUCCGAGAAAUGAGGAAGAAAACGCUGCUCUAGCAAAACUGGCUUCCAAGUUUGGAAAAAACUCUUUUCUGGGGAUGACAGACCAGGAGACAGAAGGUACUUUUAAGCACCUCAACGGGGACCCAAUGCGAUACUCACAAUGGGCAGAUGGCGAACCUAAUGGAGAAGAAGAAGAUUGCAUAGAGUUGUACCAGGAUGGCCAAUGGAAUGACGUUACUUGCAAUGCAAAUCGAUUAAUCAUCUGUGAGUUUUAAUUCAACCAUCCUUCUAAGUUUGACUGGGUAGCAAGAACAGGACAUUCACCUAUAAUUUCAGAACAUGAGCCAAAUGGCCUUAUUCAUUCUGAUAUUCUAAAAAAAACCUAUCAAGGUUUCACAAGGCUGUACAAGGUUUGCUUGGGCAACUGUCAAAAGACGAACAAGCAUUGGGGCCAUUUCAUAUAAUUUAAUUCAGUUUGUUGCACUUUGGAGGCUACUUAAAAAAUGUGGAUUUAUGAGAAAUAUCUGUGAUAAUAAAAUUAAUAAAUAAUGUACUGGUAAUUCUCGUGUUCAGAUAAUCACAUAUUAAACUGUCUCCUUAAUGUAAUGUUUAUUUGUGUUUUACUAGUUAAAUAUACUGUAUGUAGUGUGUGCAAUUAUAAAUUCCACCAAACCAAUAUCCCUUAAUUGCCUUUUAACAUUUUAGCAAUCAUCUUAUACGAACUGCUUAUGGCUUUCAAUGCAAAAUCCCUUCCAGAAGAUGACAGGGGUUGGCAAAACCUUUUCCAUUUUAAAAGAAGCCCAAAUAGACAACAAUUGUACUAUCUUU
Molecule: messenger RNA, 1427 nt
Organism: Pseudonaja textilis
Lineage: Eukaryota; Metazoa; Chordata; Lepidosauria; Squamata; Elapidae
Product: mannose-binding protein C-like
Cellular component (GO): multivesicular body
Source: RefSeq, a predicted model, not a curated record